AGCCAAUGGAAAUCGGUUCAUCACCUUCUUCAGCGAAUUGAUAUGGAUUUCCCACUUUGAGGAGCGCUGAAGCAUUUUGAAGAUUUGAAUAUUUUGACACAAAAAAAAUGGAAGGCUCCGAUUCUUCCACAAUUGCGGAGCAGAAACACUCGUGGAUGAUGAGCAUAAAAUGCAUGAAGGAACGUUUGAGAUCGCGAUGUGAAGAGGCAUCUUUCGAGGGAAUUCGUGAGAUGAAAUUGUAUCAUGGAUUGAAAUUGAUCUCUUCGGCACCGAUCAUGGGGAAUUUCUUGGAUAUAUGCUACUGCGAUGAUACCAAAGAGUAUCUCCUACUGGACACUGCGUUUGUGAUACACAGAUUCUCCAUUCAGGGGAAGCCAGUGCAGCCCUCCUUCAGUCUGAGCUCCACCAUGGCUUUUACGAAAUUUCUCUGGUUUCAAGCAUCAAAGAUGUUCGCGGGUUUUAUUCCCCACGACGAUUUAAUCUGGAUAUUGGAGCCUACGUGCAAACUGAUACAAAUUGUGAGGAAUGAAUUUAGGGUGGAGAAUGUUUUCUAUACACCCUACACCAAUGAAAUGCUUGUUAUUGGGGCGACAAGAGCGACGAGAUUUCCCCUGGACCACAAAGAACAGACUCUCAAUUCCUGGAAAACAGUCAAUAUAUCAGACAGCUCAUUUGGCCCUACAUGGGUACUAGAAUACUCCUCUUUGAUACAACACGAUCCACUCUUCUUGAGACUGGCUGGAUCUUACCUGACAACUGUAUACGUAAUCCCCCUGGCAUCUGAUAAAGACGAAGAUAGUAAUGUUCCUGUUAAAUUCCUGGCGAGAAAAGUCAAUGCAAUGGAAACCGCGAUCACUGUUUUGUAUUUUCAUUCAACUAGCCGAUGGAUAAUCACGGGCGAUCAACGAGGGAGUGUUUCUGCGUGGAAUUUAGACUUAGAAUGCAUGAUGGACUGUCCCAGUGGUCAUCAAGGGGCUGUGAAAAUUAUCACAGGACAUCCUUCCAUAUGUGGAUUUAUAUCUUGCGGCGAAGACGAUAUAGUUCAGGCCUGGAGUUGUAAUCUGAAACAAAAGAUUGAGUCAUUCAAUGAACUUGGCGAAGUCUCUUACAUGGCGGUCAAUGGCUCUGCUUCUUCACUAGCAACAGUGGGCGCUAAACUGAGUUGUUUCCAGAUGCAUCAGCUUUAUACAUUCUAUUCACCGUUGACAGCUGAACCAGCAAAAUUGUUUGCGACGGCUAGUCCCAUUGAUACUACCCGCGUGGUUGUCUGUUGUGCUGAUAAAAUUGUCAGAAUGUUGUCAUCCGCGUCAGGACAACAGCUGAAUAUUCAAAUCCUCCCAACUCAUUCUGCAGUCCUGGCUGUAGCCCACAGUGCUAUUGCAGGUCGCAUGUACAUCCUGGGUACUAACGGAAUUCUGGUGGCUAACACGAAAACCAAUCCUAUGAAAAUUGAAGACGAGUGGGAGAGUGCGGAAAAAAUCAUCACAUGUCUCGUAGUGUACGAUCAUUACGAAGCAAUUCGUGGAUCCGAUCGUGAAGCUGAAAAAUCAAAACUCGUCAAUGCCAUUUGUACACGAAUAAUUAUCGGAACUGAAAAAGGGGAAUUGAUCUCCAUCGAAGAGACGAGCGGAAAACAGGAAAGUUCAAUCUCAGCGCAUGACGCCGGAAUAAUUCACUUGCACUCCUCGAUAGUCUCUCGUCAAGUUAUAUCGAGUAGUGCGGAUAAAUCUCUGAAAAUUUGGAGAAUCUUCCCGGACACAUUGAUGCCGCUAUCGUUACUGCAUUGCAUUUAUUACACCACUCCAAUCACCUGCAUCGGAUCUCUCGGAUCCACGAUCUGUGUCGUCAGUAGCACCGAAUCUUCCCAAUGUCAUCAGUUAUUUAUGUACGAUGUAGUAGAAAGAAGGCAAUUGGAGCACCAUCCAUCGAAAAACCACGUGAAGCAAAUUCUGGCUCUGGCCACAUCAGAGUCCCUUCAAAUAUGCGCUACAUCAUCGAUGGAUGGUUCACUACGCAUAUGGGAUCACCAGAAUGAUCUAGUCAAGAUACUGGAAAUAAACGUUUGCACAUCACACAUAACAUUUUCCGCGCUCCUCGGAGAUAUUGUGUUCAGCGCUGGAAAACAUCUCUACCGAAUUCCCUACGAAAAUUAUUUAUCGCCAAAAUAUCGUCUGCAAAUUUUAAACAAUGGGAUAGAGAAAGAAGAGGAGGAAAUGUUGGAUGAUCCAGAAUCUAAAUCAAUCGAUGAACACUUGGUAAUUGAUGAUAAAAUGCUGCACCCUGUCAGCAGCGUGCCUCUCGGUUCGCUAGACCCAUCAACAGAUGCUCCGAGUCUUGAUCUAAUGUUCAAGGAGCAGAUGUGCGCGCAAUUGAGAUAUAGAGAUGAAGAUAUUUUACGAAUCAAAGAGAAUAUACUAAAUGCGAAGAAAAUAGUGAAAAUGAAAACUAUGAUGGAACACCAUGACUGGGAAAGACACAUCGCCGAAUUGCUCGGCAUCUCUUCGCGAACUGAAAAUGGAACUAGUCCACAUGACAUCUGGAAUUAUGUGGAAAAGUAUGGGAAAAAUAGGAAAGUCUUCAAUAAAUCGGAACAGCCCCACAUGAUUGGAUGUAGCAUAAAACAGUUUUCCGAUGAAUUAAAAUUACCAGCAGAGAUUUACGAGCCUGGUUUGAAUCUUCAUGCUUUCCUUCCAAAUUCACUAGUCAUCAAAGUCGCUGACACAGAAGAUAUGAAAGCUGAUGACUUCAAUGAGACAGAACAGUUGGAAAGACAUCGACUCAAAUACAAUUAUCCCUCAGAAAUAUAUCUGACUAUGGGUCCAUCAGCGUCUGAAGGUUUCAGUGAUGAAGCCAUUGAGACUGUUCAGUGAAUAUUUUAUGAGAGACCAUCUCAUCAAUAAUCGGUUCUUCGUGGGACUGGAUAUCGAAGCACAAGGGCACUGUCUGCGGAUAUAAUCGGAAGCGCGUUGUCACAGUGGUGAUUCACCAGAUGACUGACACUGUCAAAAAUACGGUCCUUUGUUCGCACCUGAAUGAGGGGAUAAAAAUAUCAUUCUAUUUCUGAUGAAUGAAGAGCAGGGAAGAGUGGGGCAAUCUGGACACUUCUGCCUCUUUUCAAUGCUAAUUAAUAAUUAAUUGAACUCUUGAUGAAACGUUUUUUUACUCGUUGUAAAGUGCAAUUGCCCCUCUUUAUGAUUUCAGAGCGAGCACAAUUGAUGAACUUAUUUUUUAAUGCUCAUAGAAUUGUGAACAUUUAGAAAAGUCAAAUGUCCAUUUUACCUCAUCCUUCCCUACUCAAUGUUAUUUUGAAGAGAUUAACUUACAACUCCCUCGGGGUCGAUUAAAAGUAAAUGCUUGGGAAUUCCGUUAUUCAUCCCCGUGAGGACGUAUUGUCCCGGUGAGCCUUGAGAUUCACGAACCAAAAAAUCACCGUCUUUAGUCAGCAUUGAUUCUGCCUCUGGACGACUGACACUACCGUGAUACCAAACUUCUGUUUUCAAUUGGUGCUGUUGAGAACGUGGACUCAAUUUGUUCAUCUCUGAUAUUGCUGUGCUGAAUGGCUCUGAAAUGAAAUUAAUUCGUCAUAUUCCCACAUGGGGAAAUUGAAAUUGAUGAAACACGAGGAAAACGUGCAAUUUGUCACACCGCAG
Diachasma alloeum is the source of this 3650-nucleotide messenger RNA. Its product is annotated as WD repeat-containing protein 97. The record is from RefSeq and is a predicted model, not a curated record. Gene Ontology annotation, molecular function: protein binding. The transcript has 17 exons. NCBI's taxonomy places the organism in Eukaryota, Metazoa, Arthropoda, Insecta, Hymenoptera, Braconidae. Bases 108 to 2870 code for a protein of 920 amino acids.